Mixia osmundae IAM 14324 is the source of this 1116-nucleotide messenger RNA. RefSeq lists its product as uncharacterized. Lineage: Eukaryota; Fungi; Basidiomycota; Mixiomycetes; Mixiales; Mixiaceae. The transcript has 2 exons. The coding region runs from base 1 to 1116 and encodes 371 amino acids. The record is from RefSeq and is a predicted model, not a curated record.
AUGCCGGGCGAGGUCAGGCUCGUUCGCGCCACAGCUGCGCAGUCCAUCGAGGCCAACAAGCGAUCGCAUGUCGAAUGGGCAAAAGGCCUCUCCGUCGACGAGUACCUAUCUCGAGAAGAGACGCUGGGACGAUGCAAAGUAGCCCAGGGUCUUCUCGCAUGGGUCCUGAUUCCACGCUCGGCGCCGACCGACACACUAGACUUCUUUUGCGCUUGCGAGACAUACAGACGGCGGCUGUUUGCACACGCGCCUCGGCUUGGCCAACCUGGACAAAGUCUUGAAGGUAUUGGCUAUGGUAUCUGCUCUGUCUUUACGCCUCAACGAUACCGAGGCAAAGGGUAUGCGGGCCAGAUGAUGAAGCUGCUGCAUGCAAAGCUGGCAAAGCCCGGCACUUCGCCAUUUGCUUCAGAUGCUCAGGAUGGCGACGACGAAGAUGGGCCCAGGGAUGCCACGCUCUCGGUGCUUUACUCGGACGCAGGCACUUUCUACCAAGCUCACGGCUGGACUAUUAUCGGCGCGCUCCAUACGAUUUGGCCAGUGCAAUCAGUAGCGCUCGAAGUGAAGCCACAGCUGUCUACAGAGCGUCUUGAUGAUGGCAUGAUCAACUCUUGCGCAAAACAAGACGUAGCCGCGACGCAGAGACAAGUGUACACAUCGGCCGACACUGCUUUCGCAUUCGUCCCGACGGGAGAUGAACAGCAAUGGCUUGUAACACGAUCGAAGUUUUACCAUGAACACUUACCGGCGCGGCGCGGGCACUCGCCGCCAACCACUUUCGGCGCUAGGGUCAUCACUGAUCAUGCAGACUCAUUGGAGAGUCACUCCGCGAGCGAGUAUGCGGUGUGGAACUACGACUAUAGCGGCUCCGAGCUCAACAUCCUACGUCUGCGGGUCAAUUCGCCAGAGGCAUUAGAGGCGCUUAUGGUGGUCGCAGUAGAAUGUGCAAGGGAGCAAGAAUGCCAGACAAUCACCGCCUGGAAUGUCGACACGGGUUUGCUCAAGUCAGCCGGUCUAGUAAGUCAAACGAAAAAGUCGAGUCUGCCGGCACUGGCGAUCUACGACGACCAUCUGAGAGGCGCUGAUUGGCUGGUCAAUGAGAACCUCUUCUGGUGUUAG